AUGCAACUGCGAUGGGCGUUGAAAGCACCAUGGAUGGCGCAGCGGUCUGUCCGGCUGUUCCACACCACCAGCAUCACAUCGGUCCGAAAACUGCAUCCGAUCCUGCUUGGCAAGGCAGAGAGUAUGAACAAGGAGUACGAGGCUCUUCAGGCGAGCCCUAACGAGGACCAGUUCAAGGACAAGAAGCUCAUUGCGAAAAUCAACUUGCUUGGUCAGGUGACGCACGAGCUGGACUCGUACAGAAACUCGAUUGUGCAGUACGACGAGCUCAUGAGCAUGUGCGAUGAUCCCGAGCUGAAAAAGGAUGCUGAAGAUGAGAUCCCCACCGUCGAGGCUGAGGCUGAGAAGGCUAUCAAGAAGCUCGAGACUUUGCUUCUGCCCACACAUCCUUACGGCGACAUCGGCUGUAUCAUCGAGAUGCGCCCUGGUAUUGGAGGAGAAGAGGCCUGUUUGUUUACCGACAACCUGCUGAACAUGUACACUGGCUAUGCCGACGAGAUGGGCUGGCCGUACCAGAUUACUAACGUGACUCGUAACGACAAGGGUGGCAUUACUGAAGUCAUCCUUUCAGUAGACGGAGAGGGAAGUUACAACAUGCUUCAGCAUGAGGGAGGAGUUCAUCGAGUCCAGCGGGUUCCUGUCACCGAGUCUUCUGGACGAGUCCACACAUCUGCUGCCGCUGUUAUCGUUUUGCCCCAGAUAUCAGAGAGUUCCGUUGCUGCUGAUGACAUUCAGUUUGCUCCUGGCGAGGUGCGAAUCGAUGUCAUGCGAGCUCAGGGAGCCGGAGGACAGCAUGUUAACAAGACCGAGUCGGCCGUUCGACUGGUUCAUAUCCCCACCAAGACAAUGGUUGUGAUGCAGAACUCGCGGUCACAACGCCAGAACAAGGAGAUGGCCUUUAUGAUUCUCCGAGGCCGUCUGGCUGAACAGAAGCGACGCGAACAGGCUGCAAAGAGCAAGAACGCAAGAACCAGCCAGGUGUCUGCCACCGACCGAUCUGACAAGAUCCGAACAUACAACUUCCAUCAGAACCGAGUCACGGACCAUCGAUGUGGGUACAGCGGUAACUUGGACGUGGUCAUGUCGGGCAAGAAGCUGGAUGCAGUGUUGGAGGCUCUGGAGGACCAUUUUAGAGAGGAGUCCAUCAAGGAUCUCGAGGUCCAGGAAUAA
Molecule: messenger RNA, 1170 nt
Organism: Yarrowia lipolytica CLIB122
Lineage: Eukaryota; Fungi; Ascomycota; Dipodascomycetes; Dipodascales
Biological process (GO): translational termination
Molecular function (GO): translation release factor activity
Source: RefSeq, a predicted model, not a curated record